AAAAAGAAAGAGUACGGCCCGAUAUUUUGUAUUUUGUAUAAUUUACAAAAACUACGCUACGUGUUUCGGACAUAAAUAUUCAGUAAUUUAUAAAUGCAAAAAAUUGAGAGUGACUCCAUUUCCUGCUGCGAGCGGAGAGAACAGCAACAAGUUUUCCGCUGUAAGCGAAGAUUGUGUGAAAGUGCAGCAAAGAUUUGUCAACAUAAAGAAGAAGAGCCACCCAGCGCCAUUAUUUGUUAAUAAUAAUAGCAGUCGCAGCAGCAGCUGCUGCCCAAUAACAACAGCAAACCCAGCCCCAGCCCGAGCCCCACAGCACCCCGCAAUUGCGGAAGCUGAAACUGCCUUAUCGUGUGUUGCGUUGCUUGUUGCCUUCGGGAGUGCUAAAAAUAAAACCCACCCACCCACACACACACUCACUCACUAACGACUACAAAUUUUGGCAACAGCACGGAGCAAGGUGAACCUGGUGCGGAUUCGGAUUCAGACUCUUCCUCCAGCACGCUUCUGUCGCUGUCGUCGGUGUUGCCAAUGCAGGGACAAUGCAGAAAUGAAAAUUCAUAAAUACAACGCAACGUACCCCUGGGAAUUUCUGACCAUAAGGCGCGCUGAAUGAGAGUCCUUAAAGCAACAUGUCGGAUUUUGUGCCACGCGACAUUCUGCCCGACUUGUGGCAGGAGAUACUUCAGCGCCACUGGUCGUUCCUCGAAACGGAGGAGUGCACUCAGAAGCUCGAGGAGCGCAAGAAGCUAGAGGGCUGCCUCAAGGAGUUCCUCUGCGUGGUGCCGCACGAUCGCAAGUUCUUUCUGCCAGAGACAGGGCACAUUCUGCGCAAAUCAGUGAGAGAGCUGACCGACUUUACGGCACAAAAUGCCAUCGUGGGUUUCGAGACCAUUAGCCAGUAUGCCAACAAUUUGUUUACCAAACCCUGGCGCAAGGAGUACCGAAUCCUCAAGACAUAUUCGGGUUGCUAUCAGCAUGAUGUUCUGUCCCGCCUGCUGGACGCUGACCAGCUCUUUCUGGCCAUGGGCUAUAGGCGCAUAUCGGACGACACCUUCGUGCUGGAGGGGCCCAUCUGCCCCGAUCAGGUGACAAAUGUGUCGCGUGAUGCGAUGGCCGCCUACGUCGAGUGCCAGAUCAUGAAGCACAUUUAUGCAGGCGUCCAGGCGGAGGGUUUCCCCUGCAGCUGGAAGGAGAUUUUUCAGUAUCGAGAGCGCCACAUUGGCGGCACCACACAGUCGAUCAAGGAGAUUGUCUACCACCUGAACGAGAAGCGAUUGCGCAAGGAGAAGCUCUCGGAGAACACAUACAGCAACGUGCAGACCCAGGCACAGCAGCAGCCAACGAAGGGUGGCAGGGCGGCAGGUGCAAGUGCGAGCCCCUGCGCAUUGCAUGGCAACAAUCUGGCGCAUCCCGGCAGCUCACACAAUUGUGCCAUGCAUUCACCGAAUGUCAGCGACUCGUUGUCAGGGAAAUACUUGCCCCCAUAUCCCGCACCACCACCGCAGCAGCAGCAGCAUCAGCAGACGGCUGGCGGAGGCCUGAUGACGCACUCGCGCAGCCUGGAGCACUACCAGGAGCCUCAGAACGUACUCCCGCAUCGACACUCUUUCGACCAGCAGUGCCAGGCCAUGCAUCAGCACCCGCAUCCGCAUGUCUACGAGGCGCCCUACGACUGCUUGGACGGAUUGAGCAUGGGCAGCAGUGCCUCCUAUGCGGCGGUCGCCGGUGGCUAUAAUGCGCCCGGCAAUCGCUAUCCCCUGCCCUACAACAUAUCCAAUCAGCUAAAUGCGCAGUAUGCCACGCCAGCCGAUGUCUUUACGAAUCCGGAGCACAACAUGUACGCGACCAUUGAGAAGACGGGAGCGCCGGCCUCUAGGCCAAUGCAUAGCUGUGAUUAUCACAGUCGUCAGGGUCAUCCUCCAGGCCCCAUGCAGCAUAGGCAGAGCACGUAUCCGCCGGACCAUCAUUUGAUCGAUUUCGACGAGCGUGCGCAUCUGACGCAGCACGACUUUGGGGCGCAUGAGUACGAUCCGCGGAUGUACGAGCACCGGGGCCACGGCGGCCACAUGUGUGGCAAUGCUAUAAUUUACGCGCAACCGCCAGAUCCGACGUCGUAUGGCGGCUACGAUCUGCCCACCACGCUGCCGCACUCGCAGCCGCCGCCACACACUGCUCAGGACAGGUACGUCUAUGCACGGCCUGUGCCCAAGAGCAGUCGAACGCGACCGCUGGCAGAGUCAGACCUGAUGCAGGAUCCCAUGGACAAUAACCGCAAAAUGCACAAGGAAUUGAAGGAGCGGGCCAGUCGGACAGCGCCCGCGGAUGGAUACCACAGCAGCAGCAGCAGAAGGCAGCCAGUCAACGAUCCGGAUAUACCCACCACUGUGGCGGACAUGACAGCGGCCUACGAGACGGCGAGCCUGGAUGACUUUGUGACGGUGAGCAGCGCCUCGCCGCCGCUGAUGCCUAAGGUGCAGGAGGGUGUCGGCAGCUUUGAGUCCUGGAAUUAUGUAUUCAAGAACCUCGAGCGCUCUGGCUACUCCAAGGACUUGGGGGAUCGUGAGGAUUUGCUGGUGCAGAGCUUGGAUCUGGACUCGUUGACCAUUUCCAAUGGCAGUGCGAAUCCCGCUGAGAAAACCACGCGACGCGACACUGCCAAGACACAGCCGGCGACACGUGCCGCAAGUGCAGCUGUUGUGGAGGCAAGUGGCGGAAAGGGAACACGUUUCAGUGCAGCCGCUGCGGAGACAAGUGGCGGCGGAAAGGCACGCACACUGGAGAAGAAGACUGGGGCCAUCCGGCGGGAGGCCAAGGUUGUGCAGGCGCCAGCGCCGUCGCUGGUGCCGAACAGCAGCAGCACGGGCUUGAAGAAGGUGAAGUCCGCGUUGAAAACGGCCACAAUAGACAAUAGAGGAAGUGGAUCGCGUAAUCGCACCGGCGCUGUGCCCAAGCAGCCGCCGCCCGUGUCCACGCAGCUGAUUGUGACGAGUCCGAAUGAGUGGAGCUGUCGCUUCUGCACGUUCCUCAAUCCGGACACAAAGCGCAUCUGCGAGAUGUGCUGCCGCAGCAAGGACUUUAAUCUGGAGGCAGCCACAGCGGCGUCAUCAACGGCAGCGGCUGCAGCGUCGAGCGUGUCACAUGCUUCCUCAACCUGCGUCUAGGCGAUAGUCUGGUUCCCUACACCUUUCACCCCACGCCCCCCUUAGUGAUACAAAAAAGUGCAGUGUAAAGUUAGAUAUAUUUUUAUACGACCCAAGUGUAGCCCUGUGCGCGUGUCUCUAGGAUCUAUCUAGUCUCGUAGCCACCUUUUGUUGUGGCAUAAAUACACGACAGGACGGGACGAGAUUUGUGCAUACAAAUUAUAUAGUAUUCUAUUUAGUUAGCCCUACCUGUAAACACACACACGCUUUAAUUAGUUAUAGAUUGUUUCCCCCCCCCAAAUUGUUUGCCUCCCUGCCCCACAGCCUCGCAGCUGUCUGGCAGCAAAAGCAAAUUCCUUUUUAUAGAUUUGUGCCAGGCAGCAGAUGGCAGCGACAGUGGGCGGGAGAGAGAGUGGAUCACGAACUUUGUAUAUUUGUAGGAAAUGGAAGAAAAACAACUGAUAAUUAUAUAUAUAUAUUACCUUAUAUAUUCAUAGUUUCAUUCAUAGUGUACGUGAGAGAAUAUAUCCCACAUACCCACACCACACACAUACAUACAUACAUAUAUAUUCAGCAAAUCUCGAACAGCCAAUAAACCUUUUCGACCUUUUCAUACUAAAUAAUAAUAAAUACCUAUAACUACCUAUAAUCGUAGCAUAAGUAACUGAACAUUUGAGGAAAAACUGGUACUGGGUACGGGUACGAGGUACGAGGUACGGGUACGGGGUUGUUAACUUACAAUUUUUGAUUCGAAUUUUACUGAAACGUAGGGAACGUACGUACGAGUAUAUAGUGCAAAUUUCUAUACAAAAACUAAACUAUUAAUCGUUUACUUAGCCUAGUCCUCGACUUCAUGUUAGCAGCUCAAUGGAAUUCAGGAACGAAAGUGAACUGCAAGCAAACUGCUCAUACCACCCACCCAACUGCUAGAUAGCCAGACACACACACACACACAGCCUCCCCCCCUCCUGCUAACCCACACAAUGCAAAUUUGUUUGUUGAAAUGUUAGGAUUAAUGUUGAUAAUAGUAGGGAAACCCAACACUGAAGGCAGACAAGAUAUUUUUAUAAUAAUACCAGAAACCAUGUACCUAUUGCUCUUUGUUAAAUAUAUAUUUAAUUGGGUUUUAAAUACAUUUGAUUUGAUUACCUAUUAUCUAUUUAUUGUUAGUAGUUUUGAGAACCCAAACGCCUUUUACAUUUAUUAUUGUAUAAAUAAACUUUGCAGACAAAUCCAAAUCCACGAGUGACGAAAUAAUAGCUGGAAAGACAUAAAUAACAAAACAAUUUUUGCUGAACCCUUUCAAGCGCAAUCUUCGCUCAAAAUUAUAUAAGGAAAAUGCAAAAUGCAAAAUGCAAAAAC
This is a messenger RNA of Drosophila guanche, 4502 nucleotides long. It is a transcript of the gene tamo, whose product is annotated as protein tamozhennic. The coding region runs from base 630 to 3161 and encodes 843 amino acids. Gene Ontology annotation, cellular component: cytoplasm. The record is from RefSeq and is a predicted model, not a curated record. NCBI's taxonomy places the organism in Eukaryota, Metazoa, Arthropoda, Insecta, Diptera, Drosophilidae. The transcript has 5 exons.